Messenger RNA from Hermetia illucens (black soldier fly), 905 nucleotides. RefSeq names its product protein OPI10 homolog. The transcript has 4 exons. Gene Ontology annotation, molecular function: Hsp70 protein binding; nuclear import signal receptor activity. Gene Ontology annotation, biological process: protein import into nucleus. Bases 150 to 740 code for a protein of 196 amino acids. Gene Ontology annotation, cellular component: nucleus; cytosol. Lineage: Eukaryota; Metazoa; Arthropoda; Insecta; Diptera; Stratiomyidae. The record is from RefSeq and is a predicted model, not a curated record.
UGUAAGUGUCAAGAUUGUUUGUUUACAGCAGAGUUUGUGUGCUACGGAUUUAGUCUUUAUGCAGCAGAACCUAGUCUGUUGAUUGGAAUCACAACGAUCUCCUUAACACUUUACUGCAUUUCUCUGACUCUAACCAUUUGCGUUUCAAAAUGUUGGGUGUUAUCGUUUCUGGACGACUGGCCCAAACUGACUUCCAGCGAGUAGAGGAGUCGAAAUUCCUGAUAAAUAUCCCGGAUGCUGACAAUAUCAAUCACAUUGUCGUGUUCCUCACUGGAGCCGUACCACUGCCACCGGGAAUGGCGGGCGCUGUGUAUUUCAGUUGGCCGGACCCGAACGCCCCACCAAACUGGCAGUACUUAGGAUAUAUUUCCAACAACAAGGCAUCUGCGAUAUUUAAGAUAUCACAAUUGAAGAAACUGCACGAAAUGGAUGCGAUAGACAAUCAAAUGAGCAUAUUCGGGCAGCAGCCGAUUUCCCACAUCGCCCAAAUUGGCGUUUCCAUUGAAAGUGAAGCAAGUGUGAUACAGCUGACGCCAGCGGCGUCGACUACUAACUACUUACAAUUUGCUCAAAAAAUGCUAGAGAAUUUCUUCAAUUUUUCAUCAAGUUUUGCCGUGACCCAAGCGCAAAUGGUUCCGAAUCCUUCUGAAACGUUCGUCCCACUUUCCACAUUACAGACAUGGUUUACUAACUUCCAACGUAGGUUAGAGCAAAAUCCCAACGUUUGGAAAUUGUUAUAAACUAAUUUGUCACACUGAAAGGAUUUUGUUAAUAGAAUUUACGAAAGUAAUUGGUAAAUAGCGACGAAGUAAAAGCAAUGAGUUUCACAUGUAUUAGGGUUCGUUGCGUUCUUAUGAAACCUUUUAAGAAAUCUUAAAAUAAAAAGAGCUGCUGUUUAAAUGAAA